AUGGCCGAGUCUCAGCUCCACUCACAAGCUGCUGAUUCAGGUCGCUCUCGCGUCUUCUUUGACAUUCAAAUCGGCAAGCAGCCGACUGGCCGCAUUGCCCUUGAACUGUUCAACGAUGUCGUCCCCAAAACGGCAGAGAACUUUCGCGCCCUCUGCACUGGAGAGAAGGGAAUGGGAAAGCAGGGAAAGCCAUUGCACUUCAAGGGUUCGAUCUUCCACCGUGUUAUCAAGCAAUUCAUGAUCCAGGGUGGUGAUUUCACUGCUUUCAAUGGCACUGGCGGCGAGUCGAUUUAUGGUGAAAAGUUCCCCGACGAGAACUUCGAGCUCAAGCAUGACCGCCCCUUCCUCCUUUCCAUGGCCAACUCCGGGCCCGGCACAAACGGCAGUCAAUUCUUCAUUACCACUGUUCCCACUCCUCAUCUUGACGGCAAGCACGUCGUCUUCGGUGAAGUCCUUAACGGCAAGAGCGUGGUCCGGAAGAUUGAGAAUAUGUCAACUCAGGCAGAUAAGCCUCAUAUCGAUGUGACUAUCGCGGAGUGUGGUGAACUUACCGGCGAGAACUACGACAAUGCGGACAAGCAGACACCCGACGCUACGGGCGACCCCUACGAGGAUUUCCCCGACGACCACCAGGGCGAGGAGCUCAAUGCUCCUGUAUGCUUCAAGAUCGCGUCAGAGUUGAAGAACUUCGGAAACACCGCCUUCAAGAGCGGCAACGCCGCCCUUGGUCUUGAAAAGUACCAGAAGGGCUUACGCUAUCUGAACGAAUUCCCUCAGCCGGAGGAGAACGACCCCAAGGAUUUGGCGCCUCAGAUGAAGUCCCUGCGUUUUACCCUCCACUCGAACUCUUCACUCCUCGCGAACAAACUGGGACAGUUCAAGAACGGUAAGACCUGGGCUACAUACGCCCUGGAUGUGGCCGACGAAGCUAGCGCCAAAGACGCCGACAAGGCCAAGGUCUACUAUCGCCGUGCCGUUGCCGAAAGCGGGCUCAAGGAAGAGGAUGGUGCCCUGAAGGAUUUGGAACAGGCUUCCAAACUCGCUCCUAGCGAUGCCGCCAUUGCAGCCGAGACUGCUAGAGUUAAGCAGGCUAUCAAGUCCCGGGAGGCUCGGGAGAAGGCUACUGCUCGGAAGUUCUUCUCAUAG
This is a messenger RNA of Aspergillus mulundensis, 1146 nucleotides long. RefSeq names its product Peptidyl-prolyl cis-trans isomerase D. Gene Ontology annotation, biological process: protein folding; protein peptidyl-prolyl isomerization. The record is from RefSeq and is a predicted model, not a curated record. Bases 1 to 1146 code for a protein of 381 amino acids. Gene Ontology annotation, cellular component: intracellular membrane-bounded organelle. Gene Ontology annotation, molecular function: protein binding; peptidyl-prolyl cis-trans isomerase activity. The transcript has 5 exons. Lineage: Eukaryota; Fungi; Ascomycota; Eurotiomycetes; Eurotiales; Aspergillaceae.